AGGGAGCGGCGGGCACGGCCGGCGGAGUCAGCAGAGUGAGCAGUGAAGAGUUGGCAAAGCACUGAAGGAGACUGAAGAAAGAAAGGGGCAUGGAGAGUCAGGAACUGCCUUAUGUGCUAGUUGACUGUAUAGGAGGGAGACUUGGAGUAUAUGAAGACCAUCUUGGAUUUCUGAAGAAACGUUUUCAUCUCAUCACCAUGAAAGAAUAUCUUGAAAACAAGACACUUCUCAGCAAAAAGAUCAGAGCUAUCUAUGUGUGGUAUCACAAACCAGCUAUUAAUGAAGAGCUGCUCCAGAGCUUGCCUAACUUGAAGGUAGUUGCAAGUGCUGGAGUGGGAAUAGAUCACUUGGAUCUGAAACUCCUCUCCAGCUAUGGUGUGAAAGUGUCCAAUACUCCAUUUGUUGUUUCCACUGACACUGCAGACAUGGGGAUGGCUUUGAUGCUGGCAUCUUCCAGGAGACUUGUGGAAGGCCAUGAGAUGGCAGUCUCCCCUGACACAGAGUAUUUCCCCGUUGACUGGCUGGGGGUUGAGGUUUCUGGAGCAACCCUGGGAAUCCUGGGAAUGGGCAAAAUUGGUUACAAAGUGGCUGAAAGAGCCAAAGCCUUUGAAAUGAAGAUUUUGUACCACAACAGAAAUCAGAGAAAAAAGGAAGAAGAAAGUGCUGUUGGAGCUAUUUACUGUAAGAAGAUAGAUGAUUUGCUCCAGCAGUCAGAUUUUGUAUUAUUGGCUGCAACCCUAACUCCACAGACACACAAAAUGAUUGGGAAGAGGGAGCUGGAGCUGAUGAAACCCACUGCUACUCUUAUUAAUAUCAGCAGAGGUCUGAUAGUGGAUCAGGAUGCUUUGGUGGAAGCCCUUCAAAACAAAGUUAUUAAGGCAGCUGCUCUGGAUGUGACAUAUCCUGAACCUUUGCCAAGGGAUCACCCCUUGUUAAAGCUGAAGAAUGUUAUAAUAACUCCUCACAUCGGAAGUGCCACCAAGAAGACGCGCUGGGUUAUGAUGGAGGAAAUGGCAGAGAGCAUAGAGGCAGGCCUGGCGGGUCUUCCUAUCCCUCGUGAGGUGCUGCCCUGAGCAGCUUGCAUUUAGGAUUAAUGCCAUCAGUGCAGAAGCAGCAAUUUGAUCACUUUUCAUGUAGUUACUUCGUGUAAUUUCGUGUUAUGCAGAUAAAAUAUAUAAAUCACAGGUUCAAUUUAUUUAA
Molecule: messenger RNA, 1200 nt
Organism: Melospiza georgiana
Lineage: Eukaryota; Metazoa; Chordata; Aves; Passeriformes; Passerellidae
Product: probable 2-ketogluconate reductase
Exons: 7
Coding region: 90-1073 (327 amino acids)
Cellular component (GO): cytosol
Molecular function (GO): glyoxylate reductase (NADPH) activity; NAD binding; hydroxypyruvate reductase [NAD(P)H] activity
Source: RefSeq, a predicted model, not a curated record